Molecule: messenger RNA, 687 nt
Organism: Humulus lupulus (European hop)
Lineage: Eukaryota; Viridiplantae; Streptophyta; Magnoliopsida; Rosales; Cannabaceae
Exons: 2
Coding region: 1-687 (228 amino acids)
Source: RefSeq, a predicted model, not a curated record
AUGGGAGUUUUGGCUAAGAUGUGGGUUAAGAUGCGUGAUAAGGUCGAGUUAGGAAAUUUUCAGACUGAUUCUUCCCUCCAUGACCCAGGCUAUGAAAGUUUAUUGCAGCAGUUCUUACCUUCUCAACAACAAGGUAGUACAUCCAAUCAAAGCCUGGGGAUGUCGUCGAUACCACAGCAACCACAACAAAAUUCUCUAAACAUAUCUGGUGGUUCCUCUCAGUCGCCACUUUUUAAUUAUAUGUUUGGACUUUCUUCCCAGUUUCCUCAGACACAACCUAUGGGAAGUCAGUUUGGAGGAUUGCCGCAGCAACAGCAACAGCAACAACAACCUAUGUACAGUCAAUUUAGGUCGUUCAUGCAGCAGCAGCCGGUAUAUCCUCAUUAUGGAGGAUCGACACAGCAGCCCGUUUAUAAUCAGCAGUACUACACUACUCUGAAUCAACAACAGCAGCAAUCUCCUUUGAUUCGCCCACAGCCUCGGCCAUAUUAUCCUUCGCCGCCAGCACCACAGUCUCAUGAAGGCUCCGCCGGUAAUAAUAUUAUUACUGACGGGAGGCUAGUUCCGCCGGUAAUAACGACUUUUAUUGACCGGUUUUUACCGGCGGAUUUUUGCCGGUGGAGACCGCCGGUAAAAGUAUUACCGGCAGCUUUCCUGACUAUUGUCGGCGGUUUUCUCCGCCGGUAA